Molecule: messenger RNA, 2386 nt
Organism: Drosophila navojoa
Lineage: Eukaryota; Metazoa; Arthropoda; Insecta; Diptera; Drosophilidae
Product: calcium/calmodulin-dependent protein kinase kinase 1
Biological process (GO): intracellular signal transduction; protein phosphorylation
Cellular component (GO): cytoplasm
Molecular function (GO): calmodulin binding; ATP binding; calcium/calmodulin-dependent protein kinase activity
Source: RefSeq, a predicted model, not a curated record
UGCUCGUGCGCUGCAGCUGCUCACAGUUCGCUUUUGGCGAGUUAAAGCUUUAAAAGCUACUGCCUCCAGCUUAAAAAUUACUUUUAAUGUAAAGCUUAACUAGACAACGCGAUUCCUUUUAGUCGUUGUUCAGAUUUUACCGCGCAUUGUAUUUUUUUUUUCGAUUACAGUGAUUAAUUAAAUAAAUUUUAUUAAAGUGACAAAAUUUGUUGUAAUCAGAAUCGUAAAUCAAGUUCAACUGGCUUAAAGUUUGCAUAGAACUAGGAGAGAUCCACUCUAAAUGCAACUAUGCGCACAUACAAAAUCACACUAUGUCAGAUUUGAAUACUACGAAGACAGAAAUUCUUAGCGUCCCAGAUCCGGCCAGAACUUUGGAAACUGUUGACCAGGCGAUAGAAAAGAAAGAUGUUCAAGCACACGAUAAAGCAAAGGCUGCUAGCUAUAGCUGUGAUGACGAUGACGACGAUGUUAUCAUUGUUGAAUUACUGCAAGGUUGUGAGCCCGAAAGACCCGAAACGACCAAUACAAAGUCAACAAUACUUUUGGACAAUCAGUUAGAGAAUAUACAUAUUGAAUCUGAAGAUUUAAGUCGGGAGUAUUCUACAGAUAUUAAGAAGCCAAAUAUGCAGUUUAACGGAGGCAAGGGGUAUCAAAACAAAACGCCGGUUAACGUUGGAAAUCACGAUACUGAAAGCGCAAUCAAAAACAAUUUUGUAAAGGAAAGCACAGUUUGUCAAAGCAUAACCGUACGCACUGCAGAGUCUUCAGUGUCCAGAAAUGAAUCCGUUGAAUCUUGUGGCUCCAAACAGGGCCCUCUCACCCUGCUUAAGUCCCAGUCUCUGGACCUAUACAAUGAGGAUUGUGCUGGCCUGAAUAUUGAUCAACAGUUACACAAUCGAGUUCUUCCUAAUAUCACAGAAAAUCGGACUGCUGAGAGCCAACUCCAAUCAAACGAUGAGAAUGUGGAGCGGGGUCAAGGCGACGGCUUGAACAGAUCGACUGGAGAAAUACGUCAACGUCCAUCACACCGCCCAAACAUUGCGACAGCAGCGUUUCCGAGCACAGACUCUCGGCCAAUUUAUCCAAAUGUUCCAUAUAGCCCGUAUGGUAGUCCCUUCGGAAGUCCCCGAUCAGUACGGCGUAGACCUCCAUUACGUGAAUCCCGACGAAUAUCUAUUGAGAAAUCGGGAAGUUUCCUUCAACUGAAUCAAUAUAAGCUUUUGGAUCAAAUAGGACAGGGUUCAUACGGUCUUGUGAAGUUGGCCUAUUCUGAAGAGGAUUCGACACAUUACGCCAUGAAGAUUCUCUCUAAGAAGCGUCUUUUGCGACAAGCCGCAUUCAUGCGUCGCGGUCCGAAGCAAGCCACAUCUCCGCUGGAUCGGGUUUAUAGAGAAAUCGCAGUUUUAAAGAAACUCGAUCAUCCAAAUGUUGUCAAGUUAGUGGAAGUGCUGGAUGAUCCAAUGGAGGAUUCGCUUUAUAUGGUUUUUGAGCUCGUUAAAAAGGGUGAGGUUCUUUCCAUACCCACGGACAAACCAUUGACAGAAGAGCGUGCGCUGAGUGUGUUUCGAGACUGUUUACUAGGAUUAGAGUAUUUACACUAUCAGAAAAUUAUUCAUGCGGACAUUAAACCUGGAAAUUUGUUGUUGACCGAAUGUGGACAUGUCAAGAUAGCUGAUUUGGGAGUUUGCAAUGAGUUUCUGGGAGAGGAUGCUACAAUGAGUAAUGGAGCGACAGGUGGAACGCCAGCUUUUCGAGCACCUGAAACUCUUGUACUGGGCAAGAAUAUGUACUGCGGUCGGGCAGCGGAUAUUUGGGCCUUGGGAGCAACAUUAUACUCUCUAGUUUAUGGAAACGUUCCAUUCAUAGCUAACUCCAUACCCUUGUUGUAUGAAAAAAUACGAAACGAUCCAGUGGUAUUUCCUGGACAGCCAAAAAUCAGCGACGAUUUGCAAAACUGCAUUUUGCGCAUGCUUGAAAAGGAUCCAGCAAACCGAAUAACUUUGCCACAAUUAAAGACGCAUCCGUGGGUGACCAGUAACGGAUCCUAUGUCUGUCCAACUGAAGACGAAAAUUGUUGCCUGGUACAAGUGGACGAUGAAGAUAUUAAUUCUGUUGUGCGCAGUAUUCCAAAGCUUGAUACGCUUAUCUUAAUCAAAACGAUGCUUAAAAAUCACUCCUUUGUAAACCCCUUUAUGAGGGGCAUCUCCGGUAGGGCUCCCCAGCCAGGCGGUUCCAGGCUUGAGAAAUUUGUCAAAGCCGGUAGAUCGAAUUCAGCACCUGGGUCGUAUCACAUACCAUUGGACAGGGAGCCAUCGAUGGAUAACGUACUUCCGUCGCUGACUGAACAUUGUUCUAGCCAAAAAAAUGAAGAAACUUAAUCAAAUGC